GAACGGACAGGGUUCCAACCUCGAAAAGCGCUUAGUUAAGGGUCAAUACGAAACUGAAAAUACCAAAACAAGGAUUGGCGUAUUAAGGAAAGCCCCGGUUGCAACGUCUUCGCCCGCCAUCCGACCCUUAACCAUUGAUCAACCCCGACAAUACAUCGCUCUGGCGGCGACCCCUCCAUCGAAACCUCAUCCAGCUUCCAGUGUGACGCUGAGCUGGCCAGCCAAGUUGAGAUAUUACCUUUGCAUCGUGCGCCUCUCCACGUCUGAUCCGUCGACAUGGAACAGACAAAGGCUUUGAAUGCCCUCGAGCCGUUCCUAGCUCUCACCAAGUCGGCGACCUCUCCUCGCGCAGCAGCUGACCUCGUUACCCGUGCUACAUCCCAUCCCAACACUUUCCUAUUCACCGAACUUCUCUGCACUCCACAGAUCCAGUCUCUCUCCCAGUCGCCCCAGUUCGCCCGGCACCUUACCCUCCUCGAGAUCUUCUCCUACGGCACCUACGCCGAUUACCAACAGUCCCUGCAACAGCAUCAGCAACAACAAUCACAACCGCCUCUGCCCCCUCUUAACGAAUCUCAGACUCUCAAGCUGCGCCAGCUCACCCUCCUUACCCUCGCCCGUGACCGAGCCAACCUAACCUACCCGCGCCUCCAGUCCGCCCUUGGCCUCCCGGACUCCCGCGCCCUGGAAUCUCUCGUCACAUUGGCCGUCUACGCCGGCCUUCUAACCGCGACCCUCGACCCCGCACGGCAGUACGUCCAAGUCAACGCCCUCUCUCCGCUCCGCGACCUCCGUCCGGGCGCCGUCGCGGACCUCGUCUCCCCGCUACGCACCUGGUCUGACCGCUGCACCACCACCCUCCGCGACAUCGAAGUUCAAACCGCCGAGAUCCGUGCCAACGCCGCCCGUCGCCACCGCGAAUCCGCCGCCCGCGACGCCAAGCUCGCCAGACUCGUCGACGAAGCCAAGGCUGUCCCCUCUGAGGGUGCUUCCGGCGGCGAUCGCUCCCGGCGAUCCGGUCCUCGGGCUACUACCUCGUAUAGUCUUCGGGGCGGAAGGGGCAGGGCCUUGAACAAGCGCGCCAGUAACCUGAUGGAAGGCACUGACGCCGUCGAUGACGAGACUAUGGAUGUCGACCAGGAGGAAGAGGAGCAGAAACGCGCGAGCCGGCGGAAGCUGUGAGACGUCUGCGUCCCGUCGAAGCUCAACCGAAUGCGAUAUAUCGCCCGACAUGAGGACCAA
Molecule: messenger RNA, 1242 nt
Organism: Sodiomyces alkalinus F11
Lineage: Eukaryota; Fungi; Ascomycota; Sordariomycetes; Glomerellales; Plectosphaerellaceae
Exons: 2
Coding region: 277-1182 (301 amino acids)
Cellular component (GO): COP9 signalosome
Source: RefSeq, a predicted model, not a curated record